Acanthoscelides obtectus is the source of this 3937-nucleotide messenger RNA. The record is from the annotation of a GenBank genome assembly. Lineage: Eukaryota; Metazoa; Arthropoda; Insecta; Coleoptera; Chrysomelidae.
CCAGAAUAUUUUCCUCGCCCUAAACGCUGAUCGCUAAAAUUGUCUUAAAGCCUUCAAGUCAUGCAGUCAUGCAUGGAAAGCUAUUUCCAUUCAAAGCACGACCCUGCCUCCUCGAGUGCAUUAACACCGUCUCAACGUCGCAACCUUUCACAGAGCCGCCUUCCGUCGAACCGACAGUCACUUGUCUACGGCCUAAAGCCAAUAGGAGUCCGAGCCACGCUUUCAGUUUAUAAAAACGCAGCAAGCCGCGACCACUCUUGACAGACGCACGCUGUGUUUUGUUUAUCGGAUACUCCGCCAGUGCGAGCCACAGGGCACAGUGAAUCAAGGGGUGCCUUGCAACUUGCAACCCCGAACAGUUAUUCGACUGUUUGAAUUUUCGAGCGAAGGGUGCCGACGCGAUAGCGUAGACGGUUGGUCGGUCUUGUGUUACGAUAUUGUGAAAGUACUUGAGAAACGAAUCGAUUUUGAUCCGGAUUUUUGAUAACGUCGUAGCGGAAAGUGUUAUAUCGCGGAACUUUGAAUUCAGCAUAAUAGAUCUGAAACUUGCUUAGUGGCAAGUUCGUGCAACGAAAGAAAUUAUAUGAUUUUUGCUUGUGCACCUUUAUCAAUGCAGACUGAUUCGAUAUAUCAGUAGUAAUUUCUGAUAGAAUGACUUGUUGAAUAGAUUGGACAUAACAAGUGAAAAAAUGGUGAAUUUGUGUGGAAUUUUCAUAAGUUGGACUAUGGAGAGUGUGUUGGAGUUUACCAUUUUCCUUGGUUUUUUAUACUGGGCUUUUCCCGGGCUGUUUUCCGAAGGAUUCUUGAGGGUGAACAAGAUGGUGGACGUGGUGACCGCAAGGGUAUUUGACACAUACAACAGAUAUUCUCCUUUGAACAACAAUCAAAACGAAUCUUUGGCGAGCUUGAGCACAUUGAAGAGGUUUUCCAAAGACCAGAGGUUGAAGAAGAUUCUUAGUAGAGAAGCAGACCAAAAGGCCCGAGAUGCUCAACUGUUUGACAUCAAAGAAAAUCAUCCAGACGUUCAGCUUACUAGGAAAAGGCCAUUCAUGGGUCUAAGUUGUCAAAACUGCGUCUUGACGAGUAGGGAGUCGCUGGUGAGUCGCACCACAGAAUCAUUAGCCCUCCGAAACAUCCUGGACUAUCAGCUACCUCAAAACAAAAACGGCCUUCUCCAAAGAACGCUCUCUCACUUUUAUCAAGUAUACGAACUGAAAAAGUACGACUUUCCGCAAGUAGCUGAUUUGGUACUCAAAGAUGACAGGCUCAAAAAAGCAGUUGAAAAAAUGGCGCUGCAACAGUUCAAGGACUCUGAUAGUAAUGAAGAAAAGUAUUAUCAGGAGCUGGUGGAUCGAAAUGGGAAACGGGCAAGGAAGUUGCUAUAUGAUAUGAGGUCCACGUUGUCGGAUUUUCUUUUGAGGUUUACGUCAUGGGUUCUGUACAAACUGCUCCCCUGCUUCUUGACGUCGGUAGUGGUGCAUCCAGGACAAGUGGAAAUGUUGAAAAAAGCAGGGAAUUCCAAUCUUCCGUUGAUAUUUCUUCCAUUGCACAGAUCGCACUUGGACUACAUUUUAAUUUCAUUUAUUUUGUUGAACAAUGACAUCAGAUCGCCAUUGGUUGCUGCUGGGGAUAACUUAAGGAUACCUUUCUUCGGGUCCUUGUUACGUGGUCUAGGAGCGUUUUUCAUCAAACGCCGCGUUGACCCCGUUCAAGGUCACAAAGACCUUGUGUACAAAGCGGUCCUCCAUACGUAUAUGAACUACUGCCUGAGAGCUGGACAUAACAUGGAGUUCUUUCUGGAAGGAGGCAGGACGAGGACCGGGAAGCCUUGUAUGCCUAAAUAUGGGAUUCUGAGCGUUAUUGUAGAGACCUUCUUGGAUGGGACGAUAGAGGACGCUCUCCUGGUACCGGUCAGUGUAAACUACGAGAAGUUGGUGGACGGUAAUUUUGUGAGAGAGCAACUGGGACAGCCAAAAGAAAUGGAAACAUUCACUGGCGCCAUGAAAGGCAUUUGGCAUGUCCUCAACAGUAAUUAUGGGAUGAUGAGGAUCGAUUUUAAUCAGCCAUUUUCGUUAAGGGAAUUGGUAAAGACGUUCAACACAAGUGGGAAGUUACCUAACGGCAAAAAACCUACGCUUACUUCUAAGGCAUCAACAAAUAGUUUAUAUGGCACCGACGUCGUGUCAGAAGACCAUAAGCAGUUAGUCGAAAGCAUAUCAAAGCAUAUCAUUUAUGAUUGCGCACAAUCAACGUCUGUGAUGUCAACGAACGCUCUAGCGUUCCUACUGUUAACCAAAUAUAGAGAAGGAGCGAGUAUAAAAGAACUAGUCAAAGCGAUGGACGAUCUGAGGAACGAUCUGAAUUAUGUAAGAAGAGACAUUGGUUUCAGCGGAGAUUCCAUAGAUGUCAUCAAUUAUGCCGUCGACAUGUUAGGUCCAGCCCUAGUCCAACGUCUCAAAGUGAACAACGAAGUGCUCCUCAAGCCCAUAGCAACCCUUCCAAACGUCAUCGAACUAACCUACUACAGCAACACCCUAGUCACUCACUUUGCCUUGGACUCCAUCGUCGCCGUAGCCAUUGAAGCGCUGGACAAGACCUCCGGCAACGUGGUGCACCAGGACCUCGUGGACAACGUCCUCGAGCUGUGCGACGUGUUCCAGUACGAGUUCCUGUUUUGUAAGCCAUGCCAGAGCCUCGAAGAGGUCGUGAUGGGGUGUAUCGAUGAUUUGGUGUAUAGGAAGCAGAUAUUUUUGGUGGUGAGUUACUAAAUUUGCUUUUCACUUCUAGUGAAGUGAUCUCAGAUUUAGACCUCGGAAUCCCCUUGCACUGGAUGUAUGUUUGUAAUUGUUAGUGGGACAGGUUUAAAAUAUCGUAUAUCAACCUAUUGAUUUUGACCGUGUUGAUCUUCAUUUUUUUAAAUGUUUUAUUAAUACUCGUUAUUUUAUAGCGCAUAAGCAUGAAUAGGGUUGUAGGUGGAUCCUGUAGCAAUAUCCCCUAUGGUCAAUUUAAUUCCUUUUUUAUACAUGUUCGUAGUUAACUCUUUUAUAAUUUGUGGGAAGCGCAGGCUCAACCUACUCGACGCCAUCUUUUCAGGAUAACAAUCCAGAGAACGAGCUGAACCUCCGUAGCAGACGGAUCGCCAGACAAUUCGACGACCAAGACGCUGAACAAGACGUCGAAGCGAUCCCCCAGAAGAUCUACAAAAUCAAUCCUAAUAAAGAAGCGGUAGACACGUUGAAGUACCUGCGAGUACCACUGAUGCCACUCAUAGAGUCGUACGCCAUCACGGCGUUCACCUUGGACAAGCUGGUUGGAAGGCAGUUGCUGGAGAACGAGCUAAUCGAUGACGUGCUGAACGAACUCAAGGCGCAACUGGCGCUUAAGACUGUCAAAUAUGACGAGAGUGUCUCCGUGGAUCCAGUGAAAAAUGCCUUGCGUCUCUUCCAAAAAUGGGGUAUUUUGGAAUGCCAUGCAGAGAGGAAACUGAGGUUGUACUACCUGGUAGAAUCACAAGACGAUUCUGAGUCUGUCAAGUCGAUAUACCAAAGGGUCAACAAAUUUAGGCAGUGAGUAGAUAUGUUUGUGACAUAAGAUUUUAAAUAAUUCAGCAAGUUAUUGUAAAACAUUCAGGCAUUUGUCUUACUCAAGACAGUAGUUAUCUAGAGUGAAAAUAUCAGAAAAUGCAAACUCAAAAGGGCAAUAUUAUUUUAAGGUUACCAUUCUGUUUUUUUUUUGUUUGAUCCAAAACAUGUCAACGAUUUUAUUUUGCAGCUUAAAUCAACUCCCAUUUUCAAGUGCCUUUUUUAUACAGAGUCAUUGUGUGAACUAUUGAAUUAUUGAGUGUGGUUGUAAUACUGUGAUAGCAAAGUUUAAUCACAAUUUAGUUACAUAUGUGUAAAAAAGUUGUAUAUAAGGAAUAAAUAAUUGUUUUUAUCUA